AUGACCAUUACUCACAGCGACGUCGUUAUCGCGGGCGCCGGGCCUGUCGGGCUCCUCCUCGCUUUACUGCUGCACCAGCAAGGUGUAAACGUGACACUGGUCGAGCGCCAGAAGGCCUUAUACCCCCUACCUCGUGCGGUCGUGUUCGACCACGAAGCGCGUAGGAUGCUUGGCUCUGCAGGCCUUGGGCCCGAGCUCGACCUCAUCCUCGAGAAGGUGAUUGGGCAGGGCGGAGAGGAUGGGACCAACUUUGUGUGGCGCGACGCCGACCUGAAGCUGGUAGCCGAUCUUUGCUGGGAGGCGCCUACGGCUUCUGGGACCGACUUUUGCUUCGGUUUCAACCAGCCCGAGCUCGAGAGCGUACUCGAGCGUGCGGUCCUCUCUAGGAACAUCCCUCUCGUUCGCGGCUAUGCGGUACAUGCACUGCAACAGGAUGCGGAUGGUGUAGACGUGCACCUUGAGCCGUUCACGUUCAAGGCAGCCACGAAUGGUGUUACCGCCGGAGUUGUCGUCAACGGUCUACUUUCAAGCUCCCCCGAGCCGGGUUCACCAACAGGUGAAGGCCGCACUAUCCGGGCAUCCUAUGUUGUAGGCUGUGACGGUGCCAACUCGACCAUCCGCCGCCUCGAGGGUUUCACGACUACCGACCUGAACUUUGAGAACGACUGGCUUAUCGCCGAUCUACUCCUCAAAGACGGGUUCGUGCCGGAGCAGUUCAAGCGCCUCGGCGCCUCGCAGAUUUGCGACCCCACCCGCCCUACGACUCUUGUGUUCUCUGGCAAGGGCCGGAAGCGUCUUGAAUUCAUGCGCUUGCCCGGCGAGACACCGGAGAUGCUUCUCGACAAGCUAUGGAGCCUGGUUGCUCCGUGGGGCUUCACGCCCGAGAACUGCGAGCUUGAGCGCAAAGUCAUCUACACGUUCAAGGCUCGGUGGGCGAACGAGUUCUUCAAGGAUCGUGUCACCCUGGCUGGUGACGCGUUGCACCAGAUGCCUCCGUUCAUCGGACAAGGUAUGAACUCGGGAUUCCGUGACGCAGGGGCACUUGCAUGGCGUCUCCCUCUCAUGCUCUCAGGGGCGGCAGACCCCACCAAGCUCUUCCAGAGCUAUCAGGAGGAGCGGCUCCCCCAUGUUCGCACUCUCACAGAGUAUUGUAUCGACCUGGGCGGCGUCAUCUGCGAGACAGACCCCGUCAAGUCAAAGGAAAGCCAUGACGCUCUUCGCGCUGCGCCUCCACCGCCACAGUUCGACCCACCCCUUGGACGCCCCGGUAUCCUGACUGCCCAGGAUCAGGCAGGACACCUCUCACUCCAACGUAACCUGGCUACUGCGGCCUGUGAAGCUCUGUUUCACGACGUGCAUGGCCAUGGUUGGUUCCUCCUCAGCUUUGGUAGCCAGGUGGAGAUCUCGGAGGCGUCGAGUGAAUUCUUUGUCGACGUUCUGGGAGGCAAGUGCGUCACUGUGUCUCCUCAAGAGGAUGUCAAGGGCGAGUACGCGGCGUGGUUCGACCGCCUUGGCAAAGACCAGGUCGUGCUCAUCCGCCCCGACUUCUACGUGUUCGGCCACACCGCUCUGGUUGACGUGGACACCCUUGUGGGCGAGCUGCGGACCAAGAUGGGUGCCGCUUAA
Cutaneotrichosporon cavernicola is the source of this 1626-nucleotide messenger RNA. RefSeq lists its product as uncharacterized. Gene Ontology annotation, biological process: 3-(3-hydroxy)phenylpropionate catabolic process. Lineage: Eukaryota; Fungi; Basidiomycota; Tremellomycetes; Trichosporonales; Trichosporonaceae. The transcript is spliced from 4 exons. The record is from RefSeq and is a predicted model, not a curated record. Bases 1 to 1626 code for a protein of 541 amino acids. Gene Ontology annotation, molecular function: 3-(3-hydroxyphenyl)propionate hydroxylase activity; FAD binding.